AAAACUGUCAACAAGUAUGGCGUUUGGUGUAAAGACGUGAUAAGGGUGUGUAAGGUUUUUGUGCGUUAGGGCAAAGAUGUCAAGAUUUAAAUUGGUAAAUUAUGAGUUAAUUUUUUUAAAAUAAUGGCUUUUGCAGUGAGGUUAUUUUUUUUGGUCUUGAUUUCUGGUUAUAUCAUUUAUGGUUUUGAAUGAGUAUCAACUAACAAGAAUGCAUGAUGCAUACGAACUUGCGCAGUUAUUGAAAUUAACUGUUCAUAUUGAAUCGAUUGCAGCUUAUGACGACAACCUGCUGAUAGGCACGCGCCAGGGCCACCUGCUGAUGUACCGAGUGGCGGGGCAGCACGGCGACCAGAGGCACGACGUGCAGCUGCUGCGCUACAACAAGACCUUCAGCAAGAAGCCCAUCCAGCAGCUGGACGUGGUCCCGGACUACCAGCUGCUGGUCAGCCUCGCAGAUAACGUGAUAUGCGUGCACGACAUCUCUGUCAUCAACUUCCCGUUGGUCACCGUGGUCCAGGAGUCGCGAGGGGCCACGCUCUUCACCCUCGACAUCAAGAGACACAAGUCGCUGACGGGGGAGACCUCCGUGACGGUGCGCAUGUGCGCGGUGGUGAAGCGGCGCCUGCAGCUCUACUACUGGAAGAACAACACCUUCCUGACGCUGCGCAAGGACCUGACCGUGCCGGACAUCCCCCGCGCCCUCGCCUGGUGCCAGGAGACCCUGUGCGUCGGCUUCAAGGGCGAGUACUCCCUGCUCCAGCUGUCCGGCGCGCAGCAAGACCUGUUCCCCACGGGCAAGCACCUGGAGCCCAGCAUCACCAAGCUGUCCGACGACACUUUCGCCCUCGGCAAGGACACGCAGUCCAUCUUCAUGGACACCAAGGGCAACCCCACGCAGAAGUACGCUGUCAAGUGGAGUGACGUGCCCGUCGACAUCGCGUACGACGAGCCGUACCUGGUGGCGGUGCUGCCCGAGGGCGUGGAGGUGCGCACCAUCGAGCCCAACCUGCCGAUCCAGGCGGUGGCCGCGGGCAAGGUGCGGCUGGCGUACCGCGCGCGCCAGGGCCUGGUGUACCUGGCCUCGACGGGGCAGGUGUGGUGCCUGCGCGCUCUGCCCCUCAGCCGCCAGAUACACGUGCUGCUGGAGGACAAGCAGUUCCAGCUGGCCCUCAAGCUGACGAAUAUAUCGGAUGAGUCUGAAGAAGAAAAGUCAAAGAACGUUUCUCAGAUUCAGACACUCUAUGCCUUUGACCUUUUCUACAACAAGCAGUUCCACGAGUCCAUGAAAGAGUUCCUUAAACUUGGGACAGACCCGUACGACGUGAUCCGGCUGUUCCCGGAGCUGCUGCCCCAGGAGGCGCGGCCCGCGCAGGACGCAGACCGCCCGCCCAGGCUGCAGGACCGCGACCUCGAGAACGGGCUGCUUGCGCUCAUCGAGUUCCUCACCGAGGUUCGGCACAAGUUGUUUGGAGAACCUAACAACAAGAAGAAUGCUCCUACGAAGAAGCCAGUAAACCUCAAUCACAAGUCCACACAGCAGCUGUUAUCUAUCAUCGAUACGACACUCCUGAAAUGUUACCUUCAGACGAACGACGCGCUGGUGGCCCCGCUGCUGCGGCUGAACCACUGCCACCUGCAGGAGACGGAGAAGACGCUGACGCGGCACCAGAAGUACAGCGAGCUCAUCAUCCUGUACCAGACGAAGGGGCUGCACCGCAAGGCCCUGGAGCUGCUCCGGCGGCAGGCGGACCAGCCCGAGUCGUGCCUGCGCGGCCACGACAAGACCGUGCAGUACCUGCAGCACCUGGGGAAGGAACACAUGAACCUAAUUUUUGACUUUGCCGGCUGGGUGCUGGAGAAGCAUCCGGAGGAAGGACUGAAAAUAUUCACGGAGGACAUCCAGGAGGUGGAGCAGCUUCCGCGGCCGCGCGUCCUCGACUUCUUGCUGAGGGCGCACAAGCACCUGGUCAUCCCGUACCUGGAACACGUGGUGAACGGCUGGGAGGACGCCAACCCCAUCUUCCACAACGCGCUGGUGCACCAGUACAGGGAGCGCGCGCAGCAGCUGCUGGCCAGCGACACGGCCGCGGAGCGCGAGGCCGGCCGGGAGGUGCGCAACCGGCUGCUCUUCUUCCUCGAGACCUCGGUCCACUACACGCCGGAGACCGUGCUGGUGCACUUCCCGCACAACUGUCUCUUUGAAGAGCGAGCCAUCAUCCUAGGAAGGCUUUGUCAGCACCGAGAGGCGUUGUCUAUAUACAUCAGUGUGCUCGGAGAUGUGGCGCGUGCCAUGGAGUACUGUGAUAAGGUGUACAAGCUGGGCUGCGCGGGCGCGGACGAGGUGUACGUAAUCCUCAUGCGGAUGCUGAUCUGCCCCGAGGACAACCGCUCGCUGGAGGUGCAGACGCCCGUGAAGAGGGAGCCCGACCUGGAGAUGGCUCUGCUGCUGCUGGAGCAGCACGCCAGCAAGAUCAACCCCAGCCUGGCGCUGGAGGUGCUACCGGACAAGGUGCCUCUGGUUCGCAUCAAGCACUUCCUGGAGACCAGCCUUCAGCACAAGCUGAACGAGAGGCGGAAAGCUGAAGUGCUGAAGGGCUUGCUGUACGCCGAACACCUGCAAGUUCAAGAACUCAGAAUGAGCUAUGAAUCUCAGUGCGUGGUUAUGACGGAGUUCAACAUUUGUCCUGUGUGCAAGAAGAGGUUUGGGAACCAAAGUGCUUUUGCUCGCUACCCAAAUGGAGACAUAGUUCACUAUUCCUGUCAGGAAAGAAGAGUAUCUUAGCCUGCAAAUUGAUUAGUGCGUGAGUGAAGAGCAACAGAUAUUGCUACCUGACUUCUGGAUAUCUGCUACGUCGGCAUCGCCUAGCGUUCCGGAGUGUAUUCAACUCAAGAUUGCUGUGGCGUGGCUCUCAAGAUGAUUCACUAAUGAGUCAGUGUACUUUUUUUUUUUUUGCUGUGAUCAUGGUGAGACAUUGUUUUUACAAACAUGAAAUUUUUUUUAGUUCACUGCUUUUUUAUGUUGGCUAGACUUUAUAUAAAGGUCGGACUAUUACAUUCUACAGUGCAAUACUUGACUCGUCCGUAUUAUUCUUAAGCGUAUGUAAUCAACUACGGAAAUACAUAGAUCUCCUUCUGUAAAGUUCCAAGGGAGAAUUGUAUUUAUAUGUUUAAUAUUUUAUAUGUAUUAUUUUUACUGUUGCAUACACAUCAUACAUUUUUUAAGUUGAA
This is a messenger RNA of Bacillus rossius redtenbacheri, 3228 nucleotides long. RefSeq names its product vam6/Vps39-like protein (gene Vps39). Gene Ontology annotation, biological process: intracellular protein transport; vesicle-mediated transport; autophagy. The coding region runs from base 179 to 2782 and encodes 867 amino acids. The record is from RefSeq and is a predicted model, not a curated record. The transcript has 17 exons. Gene Ontology annotation, cellular component: membrane; cytoplasm. Lineage: Eukaryota; Metazoa; Arthropoda; Insecta; Phasmatodea; Bacillidae.